Pocillopora verrucosa is the source of this 1030-nucleotide messenger RNA. The record is from RefSeq and is a predicted model, not a curated record. NCBI's taxonomy places the organism in Eukaryota, Metazoa, Cnidaria, Anthozoa, Scleractinia, Pocilloporidae.
ACAAGUUGGUAUCUUCGGAAGGCUAUAUAGGUAAGUUACUCGCUCAUUAACGACAGAACAAGUAAGGGCUUGCUUCUGUGAUCGUUUGGAAAGUGAAACAUGGGAAUCGUUAUCCUAAUCCAGGGCACUUGUAUAAUUCUUUCGCUUUUGAUUGAUUGUGGAAGAAGCGAACUGUAUCCAUCCAUUCAAUGGACAAGACAUAAUCCAAAAUUCGCAUCGAAUAGGACACAAUGCGUUCACCCAAUGUCUAAAGUGAUAUUCGUGUGCCCAAACACAGCUACAAUAGUAAAAAGACUCGUUCACAGUAGUUAUGUAGAUCCUCAGUACGAAAAUCUGUGGCUGGUCAGCAAACAAAGCUACGAGCGAUGUGUAAUAGAUACGACGACUGAUACAAGACUAUGGUUGUGCGAUGAACCGCUUAAACUGAAAUAUUACACCGUGACUUUUAAAAGAUUCAGCGCCAGCAAGGAGCCCGAAUUUCAGCCAGGAAAAUAUUACUAUUUUAUAGCAACUUCAGAUGGAAAAAAAGAGUCCCUCAACAGUUCGUCUGGUGGAAACUGUCGAACAAACAGAAUGAAGCUGAAAUUCUAUGUUUGCACAAGCAAAGCAGAUCCACGUUGCAAAAGUGAAGACGAGUGUAAUAGGGUCUCUCCAACACAAUCUGAAUUUACAUCCUCUAAGCUUGUCAGCCCGACAAAAACUGUUGAAUCUCAUUCAGAUCUCAACUCGUCUCAGCCUACCAGCCCGACAAAAGCUAUUGAAUCUUGUUCAACUCUCAACUCGGACAUAUCAUGUGUAAACAACACUCAUCCCAAGAUAAGAAUCAUCAGUCCUGAUGAUCCUGAAAAAGAAAAGGACGUAUUGCUAAGUACAUCAGGUCUUAAGAUUUUUAUCGGUAUUCUCGGGACUUUUUGCUUUCUUCUGUCCGUUCUUUCCAUUAUCCUGAUCUACAAGCUUCGCCGAAAAAAAAAACCUCCAGCUUCUUCGUCACGUAGCUGUGCUCUUUAGCUGAACGAAAGCAAUAGUGGCA